UUCGUUAUCCAGAAAGGUGCAGUCACAGCAAGAGAGGGAGAGAGAGUGGUGGUUUUGAUUCAGGCAGGCAAUGGCGCUUCUCAACGUCUCCUUGUGCUUCAAACUCCCUCCAAACCCAAACCCACCGCUUUCUCUCCGCAAGGCCCUCCAGCGUACGAUCCCACAACUGCAAUUCGUCACUGCUCAAACCCUUUCCUUCUCCUUGCCCGAAUCGGCGGGAAAAGCCGCCUUUCUGGCUCUUCUCUCUUCUUCCCUCUUCUUCGUCGAUCCUGCGCUCGCAUUCAAGGGUGGAGGCCCGUACGGGGCCGAAGUCACUAGGGGUCAGGAUCUCACCGGGAAAGAUUUCAGCGGCAAGAGCUUGAUCAAGCAAGACUUCAAAACGUCAAUACUGAGACAAGCCAAUUUCAAAGGUGCAAAGUUACUAGGUGCUAGCUUCUUCGAUGCUGAUUUAACAGGAGCUGAUCUUUCUGAUGCUGAUCUUAGAGGUGCAGACUUUUCUUUGGCUAAUGUGACAAAGGCAAACUUGACCAAUGCUAACUUGGAAGGAGCAUUAGCUACUGGGAACACAUCUUUCAGGGGAUCACUUAUAACUGGAGCUGACUUUACAGAUGUUCCUCUGAGAGAGGAUCAGCGGGAGUACCUCUGCAAAGUUGCUGAUGGGGUGAAUCCGUCAACCGGCAAUGAAACGCGAGAGACAUUGCUUUGCAAUUGAUGUAAUUUUGAAGUAGUAGUAGUAGUAGAAGAAGAAGAAGAAGAAGAAGAAGAAUGAAGUGGGAUGAAUGCAUCUGCGCGCAACUGACUUAGGUUUGACAUUUUGCAUUUAUCGUGCAUCUAAACACUUAAAAAAUUCCUGUCUUUCCCUGCUCUAAUGAUAUGCUUAAAAUCUUUAUUUUCUAUCUCUUAAAUCCUUUUCCAGCCAUUUGCACUGAUAGUUCCUGUCUUUUGUCUUUCAAUUAUCCCAUUAAACUUUUUAUAUAAAGAUGGUGCUAAAACUUUA
Molecule: messenger RNA, 997 nt
Organism: Diospyros lotus (date-plum)
Lineage: Eukaryota; Viridiplantae; Streptophyta; Magnoliopsida; Ericales; Ebenaceae
Product: thylakoid lumenal 15 kDa protein 1, chloroplastic
Exons: 7
Coding region: 71-712 (213 amino acids)
Cellular component (GO): chloroplast thylakoid
Source: RefSeq, a predicted model, not a curated record